Aplosporella prunicola CBS 121167 is the source of this 640-nucleotide messenger RNA. RefSeq lists its product as uncharacterized. Bases 38 to 586 code for a protein of 182 amino acids. NCBI's taxonomy places the organism in Eukaryota, Fungi, Ascomycota, Dothideomycetes, Botryosphaeriales, Aplosporellaceae. The transcript has a single exon. The record is from RefSeq and is a predicted model, not a curated record.
UUUUCGGCUCCUGGAACUCCUACCUGGAGUAAACAGCAUGAACUAUCCUUUAGAAUGCCGACUCCGCACUUACGCUAUCGAUCGCGCACCGCCAUAUGAGGCAAUCUCCUACGUAUGGAGAGUCUUCGAUGACAACCGGGACAUAAGUUACAUAUUUUGUAACGGAAGGCUUCUGAAAAUAACGUGGAACCUCGACGAGGCCCUAUUUCACAGUACGGGCAGGAAGUCUACAAAAUAUCUAUGGGCGGACGCUAUCUGCAUCAACCAGCGAGACAAAAACGAGCGUGCGCGACAAGUUCGAUCAAUGGGAGCAAUCUUUGCGCAGGCUAGCAGAGUUCUCGCAUGGCUUGGCGGAAAGGCAGGGGAAGCUUUCGAAGUCGUUAGGCUUCUACGCAAAGCUGUUCAUCUAUCAGGACAAACAGAUAGACCAGUAUUGAUUAAGAUGGUGAAAGAAGUUCCGGAGCCUUCGUGGAUUGAUUUCCACGAGGUAGUCUAUAAAGAGUGGUUCAGCCGAAUUUGGAUCUUACAAGAGAUUGGCUUGGCUUCCGAUGCAUUACUUCUUUGCGAGGACGACGCUAUCCAAUAGUCUCAAUUCCUCACAGUCGCCACGGCAAUGGAUGACGUAAUCGGCAGCAUUGAU